AUGCAAAAUAACAAAGGUUCUUCUGCUGGACCUUUGCUUAAGUCCUCUUGCGUUUCUCUUCCAGGGAGCCAUGGCCUGGCGUGGCAGGCGUGUGGUCCUCAACUCCAGGCGGUGAGCUCUGUGACAGGAGCGCGGCUCUCUGCGUACCGUUUCCAGGGAGCAAAUAAACAGCCUCCCACUGUGCGUGUGGUAAAGGAGUUUUCCUGGCAGAAGAGAACUGGGCUGCUGGUUGGCUUGGAAGAAGCAGAGGGAAGCGUUCUCUGUCUGUACGACCUUGGAAUAUCAAGAGUGGUUAAAGGCGUGGCUCUUCCAGGAAGGGUAACUGCUGUAGAGCUCAUAACUAAUCACGGAGGCAUCACCAGUGCGAGCGCUCGGCACCUACAUCCGAGCCUGCAAUGGCUCUUUGGCGUGGCAGCAGUGGCUACAGAUGUUGGCCACCUACUUCUGGUUGACCUUUGCUUGGAUAAUUUAUCUUGCAGUCAGAAUGAAAGAGAAGCAUCGGAUCUGGAAGUUGCCAGUGGAAUUCCUGUGGGAGUUCCAAAGAGAAGAAAAACUGUGGCCAGAGAAGGGAGACAUCUCUGUUUUCAAUUACAAAAUCCUUCGGGAACAGCAGUAUCAACCCUGAGCUACAUAAGCAGAAGCAAUCAUCUCGUCGUGGGUUUUUCCGAUGGCUACCUGUCACUGUGGAACAUGAAAACGUUGAAGAGGGAGGACCACUCUCAGCUUGCAGGAGGAAGGAUUCCUGUCUAUGCUGUCACUUUUCAAGAGCCUGAAAAGGAUCCUCGCAACUGUUGCUACUUGUGGGCUGUUCAGUCUACCCAAGAAAGUGAAGGUGACGCUGUGAGUUUACAUCUGUUGCAGUUACUAUUUCAUGAGAGAAAACGCCUGGCAUCAGGACAGGUCAUGUACGAGGGUUUGGAAUACUGUGACGAAAGGUUCAGUUUAGAUCUCACGUGUGGAGUCUUUCCCUGGAGAGGGCCGACCGGCAAUACCAAAUUUCUGAGCUGCCAGACUGUAGAAAAAUUUCCCAAGCCGGUUGACGGAGAGGAUAGCGUUAAUGAAGUAAUAUCUCCUGAGACCAGUGUAUCAGUCUUCAGCUGGCAAGUGAAUACGUAUGGUGAGGGAAAGCCAUCUACUUACUUGGGUGUAUUUGACAUUAACCGCUGGUAUCACGCUCAAAUGCCAGAUUCACUGAGGCCGGAAGAACUCCUUCACGACUGCCCCUAUUUUGCGCUGUGGUCACUGGAUACUGGACUAAGUAUGACUUCUCCAAGCCUCGUUUUGGAUAUUCGAGUACGUGAGCAGAGUCUCUGUCGCGGAGUGCCUCCUUCCUAUCCACCACCUGAUCAGUUUUUUAAUCCAAGCUCCUAUAAUUUUGAUGGUACGUGCUUGCUGAACUCCGGAGUUGUCCAUAUGACUUGCACCAGCUUCCAGAAGGAGAAUGAUCGCCAUCCUCGCUUCAGAGAGGGGGCAUGUGCCAGAAAGUCUGAAUUACGCCCAUAUCGGAAGAUCCUUCCUAGAGUUCAAAGGCAGCUGGCUGCAGAGAGAGCCAGGCCUUACCAUUUGCCUUCGUCGGCCUUAAGAGGAGUUGCGAGACCAAAGCCAGUAUCAAGAGCAAGAAAACCAGCCAAUUCAGGAUAUCUGGAUAUCAUAGCAACUUUCAUGAGUAAUGUGUUAUCCAGAAUUGGAGCAGCAUGGGCAGGAAAUGAGCAGAAAACCUUUUCCUCACGAUAUGAUAGUGCUAGAGUUGCAGAGCCACCAGCCGUACCUCGUCCUCUCCCUGAGGCAGAGUUGCGCAGUGCGGUUGUUGGGACACUGGUCACAAGAUUUUCACAAAAAUCUUCCAGGUUGCUGGGUUUGGUGGAUCGUCCUGUCCCUUCAUGUUCUGCAGCACAGGGUGGUAGCUGGCAGUCACCAUUGUUACAAAAGAAUUCUUCAAGAGCACCAGAGUUCAAUUUGCUACAGACUCCUCUUGUGGUUAAGAAAGCUGAAGUUUUGGCCACAUCUGCUUCUGGUUUUCCCGGCUUUACUCCUCAGUCUAUUCUCAGAUCCAGCGUUCGCAGCACACCCCAGGCAACUCCCUCUGCGUUUCCAGGAGAAUCAGUUACUCCUCCUCCCAGAGCAAACAAACACAGAGUGUCUUUCAAGGAAGGGAACUCAGAUGAGAAAUGGACUGUUGGGAAUGAUCGCCAUCCUCGCUUCAGAGAGGGGGCAUGUGCCAGAAAGUCUGAAUUACACCCAUAUCGGAAGAUCCUUCCUAGAGUUCAAAGGCAGCUGGCUGCAGAGAGAGCCAGGCCUUACCAUUUGCCUUCGUCGGCCUUAAGAGGAGUUGCGAGACCAAAGCCAGUAUCAAGAGCAAGAAAACCAGCCAAUUCAGGAUAUCUGGAUAUCAUAGCAACUUUCAUGAGUAAUGUGUUAUCCAGAAUUGGAGCAGCAUGGGCAGGAAAUGAGCAGAAAACCUUUUCCUCACGAUAUGAUAGGUAACCAACGAUGAUAUAGCACUGCCUGGGGAUUCAUGGGAGCAUCAUCAUGGAAUGGCGGAGGAUGCAUCGUCUGAGACUAGAGAUAAGGCAACUGUGCUUACUCUGAGCAAUCCUGAGGAGGAUCGUGCUGAAGUGGAAGCGUUUUCAAAAAGCAUACCUGGAGAUGGUUUGGAGAAAAUGGAUGUCAGCAAAGAAAACAGCAACUUCUCUGCCCGUUCAGACCAAACUACUUUGGAGUAUCACGAUGCAAAAUCACCUGGCGGUUUUUCAUCUGUUCCCAUGUGCCGAAUCGCAAAUAGCUUAGCUGUUGAUUUCUGGUGGCGAAAAAACAAGCUACAGGCAGCAGCCAGCCCGUGUUUUCUCAUGAGUUGAUAGGCAGUGCUUUUCACCUCUUAGUCUAGGCCAAUCUGAAAAUACUAUGAAAUUGUAGACUCUCAAGUAAGAAGGUAGCAGUUUUUUCUUAUUUUGUUGGUACUUUUGUCUUCUGUGCAAAACUUGCAGGUUUCCAAUCCAGGAAUGCUUUUUUUUUUCUCGGCAAAGUAGUCCAGGUAACGAGUCUCUUGGAUGUGCUUGGAGAUAAAUGUUCUGUGGUUCCUGUUGAAUUCAAGCCGUUCCUAAAAUAAAAUGUGUUUUUCAAAGCCC
Messenger RNA from Tyto alba (common barn owl), 3125 nucleotides. RefSeq names its product protein ELYS-like. The coding region runs from base 1 to 2484 and encodes 827 amino acids. The record is from RefSeq and is a predicted model, not a curated record. NCBI's taxonomy places the organism in Eukaryota, Metazoa, Chordata, Aves, Strigiformes, Tytonidae. The transcript is spliced from 18 exons.